AUGGGUUGCGAUGGAGGCUCGAUUCCCAAGCGAGACGAACUCGUCAAGCAGAAGCAGCGAAAGGCCAAGGUCGACCAAAACAUCCUCAACAGGGUCCACUGGUUCACCUGCGCCCUUUCCAAGAAACCUCUUUCUUCCCCCGUCGUCUCCUGCGGACUCGGCAAACUCUACAAUCGAGAUGCCAUCCUCGAAUUCCUCCUCGACCGCACAGCCUACGGCGAUGGCGAUCUGAUUUGUAAGCACAUCAAGUCCCUGAAGGAUGUGGUUACCCUCCAGCUCGAACUCAACCCUUCCUUCUCUGAGACUCAGUCCGCCAGUCUCACCAACCACGACCAGGAACCUGUCUCUCGCUAUAUCUGCCCGAUCACCAUGAAGGAGAUGAGUGGCAAAUACCGCUUCGUGUACCUGGACACUUGUGGAUGUGUCAUGUCCGAGCAGGCUAUGAAGGAAGUCCCCUCUAAGACCUGUAUUAAGUGCGCCAAGCCAUAUGAAGCCGUGAAUGUGAUUGUUCUUAACCCAAAAGCUGAGGAACAGGAAGCCAUGGAACUCGCACUGGUAGAGAAGCAGGCACGGAUAGCGGCAGAAAAGAAGGAAAAGAAGAAGGCCAAGGCCAACAAAAAGGAAUUAGAAUCCAUGAACGGUGCUGAUUCGAAACUGCUUGUCUCGACAGCAACAUCGUCCAGCAAACGCAAGUUGGACGAGGCCACUACCACGGAUUCUCACAAGCAUAAGAAGCAACAUACGACAACGACGACGACAGCAACCUUGUCCUCGACGCAUUCGUUGACUGCUGCGGUUGCUGCCAAAGUUGCCGAACAGAUGGCUGUCAACGCCAGUCGUCAAAAGUCAUCGGCUAUCCAGUCGAUCUAUAACAAUGGUCGAGUCUCGAAGGAGAACUUUAUGAACCGCUAA
Messenger RNA from Linnemannia hyalina, 912 nucleotides. The record is from the annotation of a GenBank genome assembly. NCBI's taxonomy places the organism in Eukaryota, Fungi, Mortierellomycota, Mortierellomycetes, Mortierellales, Mortierellaceae.